Lineus longissimus is the source of this 6537-nucleotide messenger RNA. Its product is annotated as collagen alpha-1(XXII) chain-like. Gene Ontology annotation, molecular function: extracellular matrix structural constituent conferring tensile strength. The transcript has 40 exons. Lineage: Eukaryota; Metazoa; Nemertea; Pilidiophora; Heteronemertea; Lineidae. The record is from RefSeq and is a predicted model, not a curated record. The coding region runs from base 363 to 5192 and encodes 1609 amino acids. Gene Ontology annotation, biological process: extracellular matrix organization. Gene Ontology annotation, cellular component: basement membrane.
UAGACAGGACUUGUAGUUGAAAGUCGUCGAGUGUCACGUGGUCAUUCACUUCUAUUGGAAUAUCGUUGUCUGUUUUGACUCUUUUGAUCGUCAAUAUAUUUACUUUGGGAGGCCAAGACAGGUGUAUAAUGCCACAGUAGACCGCGUUUAUUAAAGCCGUGUUACUUCCGCUGUCCCAGGUCUUCAAUUCAUUUCGGCAGGGCUGACAGAUCUCGCCGCGGACCAGACGAGGCGAACAAAACGCAUGGCAAGGAUAACUCGGCCGCAAUGAGAUAAUAUAACGCUGAUCGAAUUCUUGGAGUAUAAAGUGGAAUAUAAUAUUGGUGCGAGUUCUGCAGGGAAUAUACUAUCUAGAUAAGAAAAUGACUCAUCUCAGCAUAUUAUGGAUCACGGUUAUUGCCGUAUCACAAAUAAGAACAGGACGAUCUCAGGAUAUCUUCGACGAGGAAGGGAAAGAUCAUGACAUUUGUGCCAUCGCAGGUUUUGAUUUCAUCUCAGUUUUUAACCUAGAUAGCCUUACACUGCCCGGUGUGAAAAAAACGAUAGGUUCGAAUUAUCUUCAGCGGGCGUACAAGAUUAACAAAAGGGCAAAUUUUAGAAUACCAACAAGGGUAAUGUUCCCACGUGGACUGCCAACAAAGUUUGUCUUCGUGAGCACAUUCCGAAUGAGUAGUAGGGCAAGAAAGGAUACUUGGAACUUGAUAAGGAUUGAAGAUUCAUUGCAGCGGCCCCAGUUCGCUGUCAAGUUUGAUGGCCAGCGUAAGGUGGUUGAUGUACUGUUGACCGAAUCUGAUCUCAGUACCAAGACGUUAAGCUUUACUACAGGCGAUAAGUAUUUCGAUCGGCGAUGGCACAAAAUAGCGCUCGUCAUUGAUGCCCGAAACGCCACACUAUUUGUUGAUUGUAUCCAACAACAGACGCUGCCUUUCGAACCCCGAGGAGAAGUUGCCAUCGACGGUAACAUCCUGAUGGUAAGGGAAGAGACCACAGGGAGAGCCGUGCCGAUUGAGCUACAAUGGUUGGUUAUGCAGUGCGAUGUCACGUUAGAGGAGCAUUUUAAGUGUUCGGAAUUACCAAGCGAAGGCAAUAACACACCUGCACCAAGAUAUGGAGAGAAUAGGGGUGCUUGUGAAACGGUUUGUCCAGCGGGCCCACCAGGGAUUAAUGGCAGUAUGGGACUCCCAGGUUCUAUUGGACCCGUGGGGCCUAUUGGGCGCACGGGAAGAGAUGGUAAGCCAGGACAACCGGGCCCGCCGGGAUACCGUGGGGCCCCAGGAAUAAACGGUAUCGAUGGUGCUCUCGGACCAGUCGGUAAACCAGGAUUACCAGGAAAACCGGGGGAACCUGGACCAGUAGGACCAAUCGGCCCACCGGGCGUGAACGGAACAAUUGGUCCUGUUGGUUUUACCGGGGCUGCUGGAGAGAAGGGCGCAAGGGGAGAGCGAGGCAAUGAUGGGAACGAUGGUCUACCAGGAUUACCAGGGCAAGCUGGUCCUGCCAGCGAAGUCAGGGAGAUAAUCGGGCCAGCAGGGCCUCCUGGUGCCCCAGGAAUCGAUGGUCAGAGGGGAGAAAUAGGCCGGGCUGGUAAUCCCGGCAGGGACGGUGAGAAGGGAGAGAAGGGAGACCCUGGAAAUGAUGGGACGCGCGGUUCGCCAGGUGGUCGAGGGCCCAGGGGGUUCCCUGGUCAAGAUGGGCAGUCGGGUCCAACCGGGCAGACGGGACCACCGGGGCCGCCGGGAGUAGAUGGCAUCAGUGUCAAAGGGUCAUUACAGAGCAUCACGCCGAUUCCGGGUCCGAGAGGGCAUCCCGGAGUGCCAGGCCCCCCUGGUCAAGGGGGUCCAAAGGGACAGCCCGGAGACCCUGGAGAACGUGGGGAAAUUGGUACUAACGGGCAAAAGGGAAGCAAGGGUUCGAGGGGCAUGCCCGGAGUCACCGGUAUAGAAGGACCACAGGGGCGUCCAGGAGCCUUGGGACGGGCUGGACCAGAAGGGCCGAGAGGACUUAAGGGAGCAGCCGGGAGGCUUGGUGCCGCAGGACGACCAGGUGAAGCUGGACUACCCGGCCCGGUAGGUAAUGUAGGCCCCUACGGUGAAAAGGGAGACAAGGGUGAAAGGGGAGAACCGGGUCGCGCAAUUUCACUGUCGGAUGAAAUGCUCAAGGAAAGACUAAAGGGUGAAAAUUUAGCGGUGGAGCUCUUGAAACUGGCCAAAGGAGCACCUGGUCCAAGGGGACCCCAAGGAAAUACUGGGCGCCCAGGCACGCCAGGAGAGGAUGGAAGACCAGGGACCACCGGCUCUCCAGGUGCACCAGGAGAUAUUGGAAUCACAGGACAACCUGGAGAGCCUGGUGAAAAGGGCAGUCCUGGCGAACCGGGUCCUGUUGGACCACUAGGUCCGAAAGGAGACGUGGGACCCCGUGGCUUGAAGGGAGAUCGAGGAUACUAUGGUCCAAGAGGUUAUAGAGGCCAGCCUGGAAGAAAGGGAGAUCCAGGACCCCCCGGAACUGCUGGUCGACCAGGUCCAGUGGGCCGAAAUGGAUCACCUGGACUGAAUGGAAACCCAGGAGCAGUUGGAAGUAUGGGGCCGGUAGGUCGUGUCGGCCCCCCUGGCCCACCGGGACCACCAGGUAUAGCCGGACCAGCAGGAAAAGAUGGAAUACCGGGCGGCAACAGCUCAGGCCGUGGACAAAGUGACCAGCCCUUGAGCAGCCAGCCCCAUCCGGAUGGACUGUAUGGUUAUCGAGUAUCGGAAAGAAAGGUCUACCUCCCAGGACGCUUGGGGCCGCAAGGACCCCCUGGUCCUCCGGGACAGCCUGGAGCUCGCGGUAUUCAAGGUGACAUCGGUCCGGCAGGUCCACCCGGUCGGGUAGGAUACCCAGGUCCGCCAGGUGUACCGGGGUCGGUGGGGGGACAAGGCUCACGCGGACAGCCAGGGAUACCCGGCAAUCCUGGACCACCGGGAAUCCGUGGCCACGUCACAAAGGGACGAGGUGUGGACAGAGGCGAACUCAGAAGAAUGUGCAAAGACAUUUUGAAAGAAGAGUUAGCUGAUAUGGUGAGCAACCUACGCGGUCCACCAGGGCCGCCUGGUGAAGGAUUUCCGGGGCGGCCAGGGAAACAGGGGCGGAUAGGACUAGUGGGUCCGAUAGGGCCACCAGGGUUCCCUGGUGAUACCGGUGCGAUGGGAGUGCAGGGUUACCCAGGAGUGACUGGACUGAGAGGACAAAAGGGUCCACACGGGGAUAAAGGCUCACCCGGACUACCAGGAGAGGGCCAGGAAGGCUCGCCAGGAAUCCCAGGGGAGCGAGGAGCGCCGGGUAGGCCAGGUAUAGGCAGGCCAGGCCCUCCUGGUGUGCGCGGUCAUCCUGGACGCCCUGGCUUUGCUGGUUCCAGAGGAGCACCAGGACCAAUUGGACCAACCGGACGAUGUCAUGGUUGUACGAGAGACACCAAGAUGCCGUCUAUAGCAAAGCCGUUGUCGCCGGAGCAGUUGCAGUCGGGAAUCAGGGGACUCAGCGCACACAGAUCUGAAAGUAUAAGUCGAUUUCAGCCGCCCCAUCAUGUCCGUCAUGGAAGUAAUAAGAGAGGACAUAGGCAUCACCAUGAACCCGUGUUAAGAGCUGAGGAUAUGGAGGUGGAGGUUUACAGCCUCAGUCAGCUGAGAGACGAGUAUAUCGCAAGUCAAGAAAAGCUAAAACAGGAGCUCGCCCAAAGUCAGAAAACCGCUGAAGAGAACCUCAAGAACGCCCUCACAGCUCACAUUCCAUCCGUUGUCGGACUCGCCCUGAACGAUCAAAUACGUUCAACUAUAAAGACCCUUACCGAGGACUUACUGCGGGAGGAAAUUCGGACAACUAUGAGUACGUUACUUGCAGACAUGCGCGUAACGACAACCCCGAGUUCUCCCGCCGGUGCCCCCACUGGGGAUGACUCUGACAAUGAUUUUAUCUCACCGAGUCCAACAUUGGUUGAAAACGAUCUCUUGUUGACACCAUCUCCAGUAGGGAAUUUGCUUUCACCCCAAAUUAUUCCGGAUGUCCCUGUGGAAACGUCUGAAACGAAUGUGGACAUAAUCUCAUUCCCUGACCUCGACGCUGAGGAUGAAGCAGGUUUUGUUGAGACAGAGACGGAUGAUCAACUCGACACACCUCAGUAUCCUGACGAAAGGUUCCAGGAGCGGCUUCAAGAUAUGUCCGCAAAAAACACGUCUGGUGACCUCUUGCCAAAUGGGUCCUCUAAUGAGACAUCUGAGACAACGUCACAAAAGGUUUCAUCGGAUGAGAGGUCUGGUGACGAUUUGCAAGGGGACAGCGUGGAUAAAAUCGUGGAGGAGGACGAUGACGCGGAAAUGGAAAUCGGAUAUCAAACUGAAUCCACUAAUAACACUUCUGAUGAAUACUUUCAAAAGGAGACUUCAGGUAAAACGCAUUCGGCAAAAUCUCCAGCGAAUUCCGCUGAUAAAACGUCUGAGGAAGAUUUACAAAAAGAAAUGGGAGUUAAAGUGUUGGUGGACCAAGAGCAAGAGGAUGUCGUAGACAUAAUGCCCACUGAGGAGAAGUUGCUAGUUGAGUCUCCAACGAACACUUCUUGGGAUUUACGCAAAGAUACUGCGGAUAAAACGUUAGAGGAGAGGUUUCAUGUGACGUCCACAGACGAUAUAUCUGGGGACCAGUUGCAUGACGGUACUUCAGAUAAAAUUUCGCAUCAGGAAACUCCAGAUCAUUUGCAAACUGAGUCCCCGGAUAAAUUUUCUGGGGUUCAAUCGGAAAAAGAAUCCCUAGAUUUAGCGUCAAAGGCAUCCCCUGAUAAAAGAUCGGGGCGGGAGAAUAACGCGGCUGGAGGCGCAGCCACAAAACCGAAUCCAGAGGCUGAGGCUCCCGCUAAACAUACAAUUGAUGACGAUGAAAGUGGUACUUGGUUAGAAUCAUCAGACUACACGAACGAAAAUGAUACUUCUGAACUGUUAAUAAAUGAACACAAUGAAGAUGAUAAAACUAAAACGCGGACUCGUAUCAAUAUUGAUUCUGUUCCAAGUCCGGAGCAGAUAUCAAAGGAAGAUUUCCAAGAAUUGAAAUUAGUUAAAGACAAUAGUGAAGUUCGUGACUUUGAGAAUUCAGGGGAGGGCAGCAUUGAUAAGAAUGAGGAAAUGAAAAAUGACUCUGAUGCGAUUUUCGAAAAGAAAGCUAUACCAUGACGAGAACCAAUUUAGCACGUGCCUGUGAUACUCUUACAGAACUCUGGUUUAAAUGAUGAAAUGCUGAUUUUGUGCCGAUGACCUUUUCUAGUUGAGUCGAGACUCGUACAUAUAGGCAUUUUUUGAUCCAGAAUAUCAAAAGAUAUAAAGUGUGUCGUGUAUGUCAAAGAACUUGCAAGCUCGAAUUGUAUUCAAUUUCGGCCAUCCAUGUUGAACGUGACUUCGUGUGACAAGUCUGCAGCACAUGCCAUAACAGUUUCUGUUAGUGUUAUAUAGAUCAUCCUCCCAUAGCAGGCCUUCGAUCGUUCCACUCGCAUAUUUACAGCCUUGCGCCAGAAAUUGGAUCAUGUACACGAGCUGCUGGGUCACCUGCAUGCAUGUAAUCAGAUUUGUUGAUGUCAGGUGUCAGCUCUGUUAAAACUGUGUGCUUUAAUGUUUCAAUUACAGGUAACCUAGGAUGAGAUAAUGGGUUGAUGCACAAUAGAUUUAAUAGCCAAGUUAUCUCGCCAAAUCAGGCCAAUUUCAGCAGGGCGUUGAUCGGGUGUAUUUUAGGAUUUUACGGAGGAUUGUGUUCGGUCGACUUUCGAACGUACAAUGUAGAACGCCGUACAUGUACAUGUACAUGUAUUUGAGACGUCAAUAUGAAAAAAUAAUUUAAAGUGUAUGUACAUAAAAAGUAGUCAUAACUGGCGGAACUUAUCAAGUGAAAUGAUAAUUAAGUAAAAAAACAGUCAUGGCAGCAACCACUGGGUACAAGCGACCAUGCUCGGCCAAUCAUCCGCAGUAUCGGCCGUGUUAUGUGUCUGCUUGCAUUGGUUCCAGGUAGAUUAUAGGUCGCUUCUUUAGAAAAUCCAAGCACUGUACAAGUCAAAGAAUCCGGGAGCAAGGAAAACAUCCAUAACGUGAGCAAUUGAGUGUCAAGUUUAGUUUUAAUACGAUACUUCGGAACUUAGGUCCCGGAUGUGACGAUGGUACCCUAUGCGCAUUACUGACAUGACCUCUAACGCAUAUCUCCUCAUCAAAGCGCUCAACUGCAAAUCAUGCAUGAUCAGUGCGAGACGCAGUGUUUUAUUUGACGGAGAUACAUGUACAUGUAUGCGUUAGAGGUCAUGCCAGCUAUGCGCAAAUCGUACCAUCGUCAUAUCCGGGACUGAAGUUCUGAAUUGUCGUAUUAGAUUUGUUAUAUCUUGACACCCUGACAAAAAAUAGAGUCGGACGUCCAACGCGGAGUGUACUUUUUUCAAGUUGGGACCCGCUGAGUUGUGGCGUUAUUUCAAGAUAUUAUCAAAUUAUUCCCGACAAUAUUUUGUACAUACAUGUAUAUUUUUCCUGUUGAAAACAAUAA